AUGCCUUUUCCGAGCAUUGCUAACUCCAAUUCCAGUGCAGGAUCGCGACUCGCUCGCCCAUGUCGACUUCCGCUUACCGGGACACUAACGCAGUACAUGCCCAUGCACAUCCGCAUGAACAGCUCAUCGUCAGAGAAAGCCCUGCAGGAUCGAUACCAACAAUUGAAAUAUAUAUGUGGGGAUCCAUACCCUCGCUUUAAAGUGAAACCAAACACAAUGACCUUGUCCGAGUUCCGCUCGCGAUAUGGCGAACUCGCCAACAAGGAUACAGUAGAAACUACGGUCUCCGUCGCUGGUAGGGUCCAUACCUCUAGAAUCGCCGGAAGCAAGCUGGUCUUCUUCGAUUUGUGGCAAGAAGACCAUAAAGUCCAGGUGAUGUGCAACAUCCAGAGUGUCGCCUCUGCCGAAUUCAAAAGAUUCUUCCGCCUACUGCGUCGUGGUGACACCUUCUCUGUAACCGGUAAACCGCACCGCACUGCCCGAGGUGAACUCACCAUCGAUGCUACUGAGCUUCCGACGCUGUUGUCGACUUGUUUCCAUGAUAUUCCUGUUCACGAUACAAAGCAUGAGGUCUCGCCUUUCCCUCGCCAUGUCCAGUUCUUGGCCGAUCGUCCCACGAUGGAUAUCAUCAAGGCUCGCUCGGCUCUCACCCAGUACCUGCGUUCGUUCUUGUUAGAACGCUCCUUCAUGGAGGUCAAUACCCCGAUUGUUGAAGGUGUGGCCGGCGGUGCCGUUGCUCGGCCGUUCUAUACGACUGCCUCGGAAUUCUCAGACCGCCAGCUGUCGCUGAGAAUUGCGCCAGAGUUAUGGCUUAAGCGUAUGGUUGUUGGUGGAUUUGACAAGGUGUUUGAGAUUGGACCGUCAUUCCGAAAUGAAGGCUUGGACAAGACACACAACCCAGAGUUUACGACCUGCGAAUUCUACUACGCCUACGCCAACCUCGACCACCUCAUAAACAUGACCGAAGAGCUUCUCUCAGGGGCAGCCGCCCUAGCUCAAACAUUGAACACAGCAGGCACACUCAACCCAACAACAGCUAACUUCACAGCCCCCUUCCGCCGCAUCGACUUCAUCACCGGCAUUGAAGAAGCUAUCAACCGCAAACUCCCCAACCUGGAAGACCCCUCAGCCCUCGACAUAGUCCGCAAAAUCUUCACCGACCUCUCCCUUCCUGUGCCCCAAAACCCCUCCCUCCCCCGCCUCCUCGACGAGCUCUGCAGUCAAUACGUCGAGCCCCAAUGCAUCGACCCAACCUUCAUCAUCAACCCACCGGAAUGCCUCUCCCCACUCUCCAAAUCAUUCAUCCACCCCGUCACAAAGCAGCGCGUCGCCGCACGAGGCGAGCUCUUCAUUGAAGGCAAGGAACUAAUUAAUACAUAUGAAGAGGAGAACUCGCCGUUCGAACAGCGCCGCAAAUUCGAGGAUCAGAUGCGUUUCAGCAAGGACGCUAAUGAGCCCGGCGAGAUCGAUGAGAGCUAUCUCGAAGCCCUGGAAUGGGGUUUGCCUCCUACUGGUGGAUGGGGAUGUGGUAUCGACCGUCUGGCUAUGUUUUUUACGGGUGCCAAGCGCAUCGGCGAUGUCCUUCCCUUUGGGAACCUUCGUGCUGUGACGAGACGGGCUGGACAGGUUGAGUAA
Penicillium antarcticum is the source of this 1635-nucleotide messenger RNA. RefSeq lists its product as uncharacterized. NCBI's taxonomy places the organism in Eukaryota, Fungi, Ascomycota, Eurotiomycetes, Eurotiales, Aspergillaceae. The coding region runs from base 1 to 1635 and encodes 544 amino acids. Gene Ontology annotation, molecular function: lysine-tRNA ligase activity; tRNA binding; ATP binding. The record is from RefSeq and is a predicted model, not a curated record. Gene Ontology annotation, cellular component: cytoplasm; mitochondrion. Gene Ontology annotation, biological process: mitochondrial lysyl-tRNA aminoacylation. The transcript is spliced from 4 exons.